Molecule: messenger RNA, 1741 nt
Organism: Daldinia caldariorum
Lineage: Eukaryota; Fungi; Ascomycota; Sordariomycetes; Xylariales; Hypoxylaceae
Product: alpha-ketoglutarate-dependent sulfonate dioxygenase
Exons: 2
Coding region: 375-1493 (372 amino acids)
Cellular component (GO): cytoplasm
Molecular function (GO): 2-oxoglutarate-dependent dioxygenase activity
Source: RefSeq, a predicted model, not a curated record
GGUAGCUUAGAUAGACGGUUGUUUUGCCAAGCAGUCUAUGUUCAGUCUAUAACUAACUCUUCAUCAGGUGUCUUGGUAGUUUGUAGACCGGACAAGGAGAAUCUUGGAGACUGAUGUGAUCAUAGGCCUGCCUAACGCCAUCGAUGGACGCAACCUCGCGGUUAGCUAUCUAUCGACUUAUUGAUAGUCUCGACUUUGAUAGGCGGGGUGCGCUGCGCACGCCAUAUUAGUCUCCAACUCCACCCAGACGGCUGGCAUAUAUAUACUGAGGUACUUUAUAUAUAAGUACCAGUGGGUAGAAUAUGCUAUUCUGAUAUGCGUUAGAGCCCUUUAACAAUAGAAUACUGAAUUUAUUCUUACUGUACUUUAGGAAAAUGUCGGCUGGACUUGAAGCCUUAAAGCAUAUAUCCAAGGACUCUGGAUUCCCAAUCACGAUCCAUCCGCACUUCUCCGAGAAGAUUAGAAACCAUGUUCCACCAGACCCUAUCCGGGAGGAAAUAUUUCCGGAUAAGGACCGCGCUGCAUUCGCGGACCCGGAGAAGAAAGCUCUUUUCUCAGUCGCCAAACCUGUUGACUUGACGGAGUCGAUUGGCACUGUCUUAGAGAACGUGCAGCUUUCCCAAUUGACCCCGCAGCAGUUGGACGAGCUUGCAUUACUCGUAAAUGAGCGUGGAGUUGUUUUCUUCCGCAAUCAAGAUUUGACCACUGAGGGACAAGUUAAACUCUUUGAGCAUUAUGGCACCCUGGAUCGACAUCCGGCGCAGAAGGACGUCAAACACGUCGUGAUCCGGGGUAGUCGAGAAGACCACCGCGAGAUCCUCAAGUAUACACCAUGGCCCUCUGGAGAAUGGCAUGCCGAUACUUCAUUCGAGGUGAACCCACCUUCUUACUCCCUCCUCCGCAUGGAAGAGCAUCCACCGGUGGGAGGGGACACGGCCUGGGUCUCCGGUUACGGUCUCUACGACACGCUGAGCGACGCGAUGAAGAGAUUUGUUGAGGGUCUGCAUGCGGUGCACACCUCGAGGCUGCAGUACGACACCAUCUUGGACCUAUGGGGCGUUGGGCCGAACCGGCCCCCUAUCGACUCGCAUCACCCGGCCGUUAGGACCCACCCGGUUACCGGAUUGAAGGCGCUGAACGUAAACACCGGGUUCGUCACCGGGUUCGCCGAGCUCAAGAAGCACGAAUCCGAUAAGCUACUCGACUUCUUCCAAUACCACCUCCAUUCGGCAGAUGAUCAUUCUGUGCGGUGGAAAUGGGAAGUUGGUAGUGUCGCGAUGUGGGAUAACAGAUGCGUCCUUCAUCGGGUCAUACCCGGUUCCUACGAAGCGCCUCGAAGAGGUAUUCGUACGACGGUCUUUGGGGAGAAACCAUAUUAUGAUCCGGCGAGUGAAGGGAGAGCCGAGAGGGAGCGACGUCUUAAGGAAGCGGCUGCUAAAGGAUUGCCCCAGGACCUGAGUACUAAGGAAAACCUUGCAAAUACGCCUGCUUGAGCCGUUCAAGGGUUAUUUUUCUAUUAGUAUUAGUAUUUGGUACAUGAAGAGUAAGUGUCGAACAGGUUUUAUAUCGCAUCUCUGGUUAAGAUGAGUUUAGGCUUUGGCUUGGUAGAAGCUACAAUGGGUUAUGCAGGAUGAUACUUCAACAUUUAUGUCUCUUUGGACGAUGGCAAUAAAUUGUUUAGUAAUGUACCUUAGGUAAUGUAGGUAGGUAGCUUGGUUGAAAAUUUAAUAUUUUUUACGAA